AUGUCUCAAAGAUUGCUAGACAAUUUAAAUCAGAAAGAAUUGACGGAAACGUCAUGUACGAUCGAAAUCCAAGCAGCGUUUAUUCUCUCCUCCUUGGCGACUUUCCUCGGGGGACUCAUCAUCUUGUUCAUUUUCAGAAUAACCUUGAAAAUCUCAAGAAAUUGGAAAUACGUCAAGGGGCCAGGAGGAAUCUUGGAACUAUUCUCAUCACGUAGAAUCGAGGCUAAUCCUUUGAGAAAACUUUACUUUCAUGGAAUAUUUCGUGAGCGUAUCGAAAUGCUGCUUUCUGCACAGACCUUCGUGGGGCAAGUGUUGGUGAUCCUCGUCUUUGUACUAAGCAUCGGGUCUCUUGUAAUCUAUUUCAUCAAUUCAAUGGACCCUGUUCGAAGGUGUUCUUCAUAUGAAGACAAAAUCGUCCAUGUGGAUUUGAGUUUCAAUGCUUUCUUUAGUUUCUAUUUUGGGUUGAGGUUUUGGGCAGCAGAAGACAAGAUCAAGUUCUGGUUGGAGAUGAAUUCCAUUGUAGACAUUUUUACCAUCCCACCAACCUUCAUUUCUUAUUAUUUGAAAAGUAAUUGGCUAGGGUUGAGGUUUCUAAGAGCUCUGCGGUUGCUUGAACUCCCUAAAAUCUUACAGAUCCUACAAGUCAUCAAGACCAGCAAUUCAGUGAAGCUUUCCAAACUGCUGUCAAUAGUUAUCAGUACCUGGUUCACAGCAGCAGGAUUCCUUCACCUGGUGGAAAAUUCUGGUGACCCCUGGCUCAAUGGAAGAAACUCACAGACUAUGUCAUACUUCGAGUCCAUUUAUCUGGUGACUGCAACAAUGUCAACUGUUGGCUUUGGGGAUGUGGUGGCCAAGACAUCCCUAGGACGGAUUUUCAUCGUUUUCUUCACCCUUGGGAGUUUGAUACUAUUUGCAAACUACAUUCCAGAAAUGGUGGAACUCUUUUCUACCAGGAAGAAAUACACCAAGCCUUACGAAGCAGUCAAAGGAAAGAAGUUCAUUGUGGUCUGCGGGAACAUCACAAUUGACAGUGUGACUGCUUUCCUGAGGAAUUUUCUCCACCGGAAGGCAGGAGAAAUCAACAUUGAGAUUGUGUUCCUCGGAGAGGCUCCCCCGACCGUGGAACUGGAGACCUUACUGAAGUGCCACACUUCCUGCACCACCUUUGUCUGCGGCACAGCGCUGAGGUUUGAAGAUCUGAAGCGAGUUGCAGUGGAGAACGCAGAGGCUUGCCUGAUUCUGGCCAACCCUUUCUGCAGUGACUUACAUGCCGAAGACAACUCAAACAUUAUGAGGGUGCUCUCUAUCAAGAACUACUACCCACAGACCAGAGUCAUCAUUCAGAUACUUCAGUCUCAAAACAAGGUUUUCCUGUCAAAGAUCCCCAACUGGGACUGGAGCGCUGGAGACAAUAUCAUCUGCUUUGCAGAGCUAAAGCUUGGCUUUAUCGCCCAAGGCUGCCUGGUGCCAGGACUGUGCACCUUCCUCACGACUCUGUUUAUUGAACAAAACCAAAAGGUUUUUCCUAAACACCCUUGGCAAAAACAUUUCUUGAACGGCUUGAAGAACAAAAUUCUGACACAGCGCCUGUCUAACGACUUCGUCGGGAUGACGUUCCCUCAGGUCUCCCGACUCUGCUUCGUGAAGUUGCACCUCAUGCUGAUCGCCAUCCAGCACAAGCCCCUCUUUCACAAUUGUUGCACUCUGAUACUAAAUCCAUCAUCCCAAGUAAGGCUGAAUAAGGACACCUUAGGGUUCUUCAUUGCGGAAUCCUCCAAAGACGUCAAAAGGGCCUUCUUUUACUGCGCCAACUGUCACAGUGAUGUGCACACUCCUGAGCUGAUUGGGAAGUGCAGCUGCAAAGGCAAAAGCCGGCAGCAGCUCACAGCACCAACCAUCAUGGUGAUGAACAGCAGCCUGAACGAAUUACCCACCACCGAAUUCACCACUUCUUCACAAGUUCACGCCUCUAUGUCAAGAGAAAUUCACACUUCUAUUUCAAGAGAACAGACUAGCUCGGUCACCAUUGCAACCAGGUAUGCGCCAACCGAUACCGCGGAAGAAACCGACAUGCUGGACAGCAGCGGCAUGUUUCACUGGUGCAGAUCAAUGCCCUUUGACCAAGUGGUUCUGAAACGAACUGAAAAGACAAAACACGAGUUUCAGAACCACAUUGUAGCAUGCGUGUUUGGAGAUGCCAACUGUACCCUGGUGGGACUUCGGAAUUUUGUGAUGCCCCUGAGAGCCAGCAACUACACCCGGCAGGAGCUGAAGGACAUUGUUUUUAUUGGGUCUCUGGAGUACUUCCAGAGAGAAUGGCGAUUUCUCCGGAACUUUCCCAAGAUACACAUUAUGCCUGGAUCUGCACUCUAUACUGGAGAUCUGCAUGCAGUCAACAUAGAGCAGUGCUCUAUGUGUGUUAUCUUAGCCACCCCUUACAAGGCACUGAGCAGCCAGAUUCUGGUGGACACCGAGACUAUCAUGGCCACCCUCAACAUCCAGUCCCUGCGGAUCAUCUGUCCUCCCCCAGUGUCUUCAAAGACAGAAGUAAAGGCAUCACCUUCCUUUUCUAAUUAUGAAGGGAAGAAAAGAUACCAGCAGAUCCCCAUUCUCACUGAACUGAAGAAUCCCUCCAACAUCCACUUUAUUGAGCAGAUGGGUGGAAUGGAUGAGGCACUUAAAGGAACCAGCCUGCACCUCAGCACCUCUUUCUCCACGGGCGCUGUCUUUUCCGGUACCUUCCUGGAUUCUCUCCUGGCCACGUCCUUCUACAACUACCAUGUCCUGGAAUUACUUCAGAUGCUUGUGACCGGAGGCAUAAGCUCUCAGAUGGAACACUAUUUGGUUAAAGAGAAGCCGCGUGAGGCAACCGACGCCUUUGCGACGUUCUUGUCUGGGAGGACGCGGUGUAAGCUGGGACUCCUAUCUUUAGACGAAACCAUUCUAUCAGACAUUAAACCAAGAAAAACCUUUGGACAGCUGUUCUGUGGCUCAUUGGAUAAUUUUGGGAUCCUAUGUGUGGGCUUAUACCGUAUGAUGGAUGAAGAGGAACACAACCAAGAACACAAAAGGGAAGUAUGAUGGUUUGUGAUCACCAGGCCGUCCAACGAGUGUCACCUGCUGCCCUCAGAUCUCGUCUUUUGUGCCAUCCCUUUCAGCACCACGUGUGACAAAGCAGAAAGCAAUUCAAUUCAGAUUCAAGACAACACUACAAAUGUGACACCAUUGACCCAGGGGUUGAGUUUCUACGAUGCCUACAAUAUCCACGAUCCCUAAGACAUUUACCCAAUCAGCGCCACGGGAGAGAAGAGGUCUUUGCACCCCAACUCCCGAGUCUAUUCUUUGGACAAAUUCGAUGCCAGUGAUAUUGAUCAAGAAAAAUAAAAACAGAAGCGUGCUGUUUUUGUGCCAAUUGCUUAGUGGUUGGCCCACACUGCUGUG
Molecule: messenger RNA, 3441 nt
Organism: Apodemus sylvaticus (European woodmouse)
Lineage: Eukaryota; Metazoa; Chordata; Mammalia; Rodentia; Muridae
Gene: Kcnu1
Product: potassium calcium-activated channel subfamily U member 1
Exons: 27
Biological process (GO): potassium ion transport; reproductive process; transmembrane transport
Cellular component (GO): membrane
Molecular function (GO): monoatomic ion channel activity
Source: RefSeq, a predicted model, not a curated record